AUGGCAGCGAAUAGAGGAGCGACCCUCUUUGUCCUGCUGCUGUGCUGCUGGCAAGAAGCUGAGGUCCAGUCAAUGAACAUAUUUUCAGGUCCAGCUUCUGAAACGUCAUGGAAAUCAGAACCUCAGGAGGAUAUACCUGGGAUAUUUGAUGAAAUUCUAGUCCAAGAGUUUCUGGGUCCAGAUAAAUCAAUAUUGUUUGAAACACAAAGACCACAACAAAAGCCAAUGAAGAGUACAAAGAAAAAAGCAACCCAUAUUAAAACCAAUGAUCAGACUGAUACUGAUAAGCAUCAUGAAAAGACAUUCUCUUCCGGGAAUGAAGACAUACUUUUCCUUAAUGAAGAGGAGAAAGAAACACUUAAUCAGAUUAAAAGCCUAAGAAUCCUGGAAAAUAUUAUUGACAGUCUACAAAGAGCUUUAGUAAACACUCUCAAGCAAAGAAGAAAGAAAAACAAAAGUUUGUUCAAGGGAUCCAACCACCACAGGGUGAAAGAAAGCCUAAACUGA
This is a messenger RNA of Myotis myotis, 507 nucleotides long. RefSeq names its product sperm acrosome-associated protein 7-like. The record is from RefSeq and is a predicted model, not a curated record. Lineage: Eukaryota; Metazoa; Chordata; Mammalia; Chiroptera; Vespertilionidae. Gene Ontology annotation, cellular component: acrosomal vesicle. The transcript has 6 exons. The coding region runs from base 1 to 507 and encodes 168 amino acids.